AUGGGUGACAGGAACUACACUUUGUCACCCGUAACAUGGACUCAAUGCCAACCUUCACAGAACCCUCAGGACCUUCUCUUGACAAGCUAUGACAUUACAUUGGAUUACGACGUCCCCGUGGACCAGAUUCCGGAUACGACUCAGGGGACGGCCUUUUCAAUCUCAACCAUCAUCAUCGCCAUCGUUCUGGUGUGCAUCAUGCUCAUCUGUGGCAUCGGGAACUGCCUCUUCAUCGUCAUGUUAGUGCGUUACAAAAAGCUGCGCAACAUUACCAACCUGCUCAUCGCAAACUUAGCCGUGUCAGACUUCCUGGUGGCAGUGGUGUGCUGCCCGUUCCUGGUGGAUUACUAUGUGGUUAAGCGGCUCUCCUGGGAGCAUGGGAUUUUCCUGUGCGUUUCGAUCAACUACCUGAGGACAGUAUCUCUCUACGUGUCCACCAACGCCCUGCUGGCCAUCGCUGUAGACAGAUACAUGGCCAUCGUGCAUCCUCUGAAGCCAAGAAUGAAGUACCAGACUGCCUACUGGCUCAUACUCGGACUCUGGAGCUUCCCGAUCCUCAUCUCCGUGCCCUCGGCUUACUUCGCCACGGAGCAUGAGUACCCUCAAGGCACUGUCGCACAUGGCAGCAAGAUCUUCUGUGCCCAGAUCUGGGCAGCAGACCAGCAGCUUCUCUAUCGCUCUUACUUUGUGUUCAUUCUGGUUGUGGAGUUUAUUGGACCUGUGGCAGUCAUGGCACUGUGCUACACUCGGAUCUCAUGCGAACUCUGGUUCAAGAACGUUCCAGGGUUUCCAACCGAGCAGCUCAAGCAGCGUUUGCAGCGAAGGCGACGCACUGUCGUCACUCUGAUUGCUGUCCUCAUAGCUUACGUGCUUUGCUGGGCACCGUAUUACGGGUUUGCACUUCUGCGGGAUUUCUACCCAUCAGUGAUCACACGAGGGCGCAAUUCACUCGUCGCAUUCUACAUCAUCGAAUGCAUUGCCAUGAGCAAUGGGGUCAUCAAUACACUGUGCUUCGUGAGUGUGAAGAACAAUGUUGUGAAGUGUUUCAAGAAGGCGAGCUGUCCGCAGUGGCACGUUGCGUCGAGGAACGCCACCAUUGUUGGUGUCAAGGUGGCUGAGGGUGAUGUGAAGACUUCUUCACUCAAAAUGACAGAGGAAGUGAUGUGUACAUGA
This is a messenger RNA of Neoarius graeffei (lesser salmon catfish), 1173 nucleotides long. It is a transcript of the gene prokr1a, whose product is annotated as prokineticin receptor 1a. Lineage: Eukaryota; Metazoa; Chordata; Actinopteri; Siluriformes; Ariidae. The coding region runs from base 1 to 1173 and encodes 390 amino acids. Gene Ontology annotation, biological process: neuropeptide signaling pathway. Gene Ontology annotation, molecular function: neuropeptide receptor activity. The record is from RefSeq and is a predicted model, not a curated record. Gene Ontology annotation, cellular component: membrane. The transcript has 2 exons.